Messenger RNA from Aspergillus ochraceoroseus IBT 24754, 1643 nucleotides. Its product is annotated as aurora family serine/threonine-protein kinase. Gene Ontology annotation, biological process: protein phosphorylation; regulation of cytokinesis; mitotic spindle organization. NCBI's taxonomy places the organism in Eukaryota, Fungi, Ascomycota, Eurotiomycetes, Eurotiales, Aspergillaceae. The transcript is spliced from 3 exons. The coding region runs from base 142 to 1329 and encodes 395 amino acids. Gene Ontology annotation, cellular component: spindle pole centrosome; spindle midzone; spindle microtubule. The record is from RefSeq and is a predicted model, not a curated record. Gene Ontology annotation, molecular function: ATP binding; protein kinase activity.
CUCUGACCACGCCAACAACGACCGCAACACCGAAUUUCACCAGCUGUGUGAGAAUGUUUAUGUAGAACAUUCUGCUAUUUGAUCACCCUCGUCUCAUUUGCUUCUCCUCUACUUUCAGCGCAUUUUCCUUCACCCUGAUCCAUGGCGGGCAAGACUUUGGAAGCUCGUUUCGAGCACCUCUCUGUGAGAGAUGAGAAUGAAACCGGGAACAAUGGCAGUGGUUACCUAAAGCAUAAGAGCUCCCUAUCAACCGCUGUAUCCCUCUCGGGGCUGGGGGUUACAGGACAGCUGACCAGCGGCGCCAACCGGUCAAAUCUGCUCAAGCUGGCCUUGCAGAAUACAAAUGAAAACAAAGUUAAUGCGAUGAAUGUUGCCAUGUCCCCAGGGAAAGGAGCUCAGAAUCCAUCAUCACUUCGCAACCUUGACGAGAAUGGGGAGCAGCGAGGAGCAAGCCUUUACGAGCAGCCGGCACCAAAGAAGCUACAUUUGGGGAUGUUCGAAAUCGGAAAACCCUUGGGAAAGGGUAAGUUUGGUCGAGUAUACUUGGCCAAGGAGCGUUCUUCUGGCUUUGUAUGUGCUCUUAAGGUUUUGCACAAAUCGGAAUUGCAGCAAGGUGGUGUUCAGAAGCAAGUUAGGCGAGAGAUCGAAAUUCAGAGCAAUCUACGUCACCCGAAUGUCCUGAGACUCUAUGGCCACUUCCAGGACAGCAAGCGAAUCUUCCUGAUUUUAGAGUUCGCUGGGAGAGGAGAGCUUUACAAACACCUCAGGAAGGAGCAUCGCUUCCCCGAAUGGAAGGCUGCUCAGUAUAUUGCCCAGAUGGCUGCUGCACUCAAGUACCUGCACAAAAAGCACGUUAUGCAUCGGGAUAUUAAGCCCGAAAACAUUCUCGUUGGAAUUCAUGGAGAAAUCAAGAUCAGUGACUUCGGUUGGAGUGUUCAUGCACCAAACAACCGUCGACAAACAAUGUGUGGAACACUGGAUUAUCUCCCCCCGGAGAUGCUUAGAUCAGGUGCCCAGGACAAUUUCUACAGCGAGAAGGUCGACCUGUGGAGCUUGGGCGUGUUAACUUACGAGUUCCUUGUCGGCGAAGCACCGUUUGAAGAUACCCCCGUCAUGACCCAAAGGAGGAUCACUCGAGCGGAUAUGUCCGUCCCUUCUUUUGUCACUCCCGAGGCCAAGGACCUCAUCAAAAGGCUGCUCGUGCUUGACCCCGAGAAGCGAAUCUCGCUGGAUGAGAUCCAAAAACAUCCCUGGAUUCUUAAGCACUGCGCUAAGGAGGACCGCGUCAUGAAACGGAGUUCAGGUUCAUCAAAGGAAGGCAAAGCAUAAUUUUGCGUUUGCAUAGCAAGGGGUUUGGUGUUAGACUGUCAUUUGGUUCAUUUUAAUCUGCUUCCUUAUAGGCGUUUCUUAGUAGGGAGUUGAACUGGUGUUCCCGGAAAUUUUGUUUAUCAAGUCAUUAUUGUUUUUAGCAUUGAACCCAAGGUGUUCAGAAUAUGUCAUCAGCUCAGCGUCCUCGAUAUGAUACAUUAUAAUACAAUUGAAACUGCCUUUUGCGCCACUAAGCAAACCGAAUGAGGUAGGUAGAGAAGGGAGAUUGUAUAUACAUGGAAUGGUUUCAUCGGUAAAUUUCGUCGAAUGGUCGG